AUGGCAUCUAAUUCCAUCGUCUUUUACGAUAUCGCCAUGCGACCCCCGGCAGAGAAAAAUGCCUGCUCCCCUAAUCCCUGGAAAACCCGUCUGGCCCUGAAUUUCAAGGGCGUCCCCUACACAACCACCUGGGUCCCUCUCCCCGAAGUAUCCAAUGUCCGCCAAAAGCUCCAAGUACCAGCCUGUCGGAAAUUCGCCGACGGCUCCGACUUCUACACGCUGCCAAUAAUCGAGGAUCCGAGCACAGGCUCAUUCGUCGGCGACUCUUAUGACAUCGCAACCUAUCUGCAAAAGACAUAUCCAGACUCCGGUGCUGGCGAUCUCUUCCCAACACAAACCCUCGACUACACUUUCAAAAACGAUACAAUUCCCAUCCCACUAUCCGAUAUUCCCCAGAGCGGAUUCCCCGAAUACGCCCGCUUCAACGUCCACGUCGACGCGUUGUUUAGUGCAUUCGCCCAGCUUUCUGUGGCAUGUUUCCCGUUUGAUCCGGCCACGGCGGAGAUCAGUAAGGCGGAGAUGGCGCGUCGUGUCGGGGUGCCGAGCUGGGAUUUCUUUGCAUUGAAUGGCGAGGCAAGAGUGAAGACGAAGGAUGGGUUCCGGGCUGCUCUUGGUGAGCUGGCAAAGCUUUUCCUCAAGGAUGCUGGUGGGCCUUUUAUCCUUGGGUCGAGGGUUACUUAUGCGGAUCUUAUCGUUGGUGGGUGGCUGCACAUGUAUAAUGCGUGUCUUGCGGAAGAUGAAUGGCAGGAGGUGAGGGGUUGGCACGAUGGUCUUUUUGGGAAAUUGUAUGAUGCUUUGGAGGUUUAUGCGACGAUGAACUAG
Messenger RNA from Penicillium manginii, 822 nucleotides. RefSeq lists its product as uncharacterized. The record is from RefSeq and is a predicted model, not a curated record. Bases 1 to 822 code for a protein of 273 amino acids. The transcript has a single exon. Lineage: Eukaryota; Fungi; Ascomycota; Eurotiomycetes; Eurotiales; Aspergillaceae.